Molecule: messenger RNA, 1819 nt
Organism: Neltuma alba
Lineage: Eukaryota; Viridiplantae; Streptophyta; Magnoliopsida; Fabales; Fabaceae
Product: cytochrome P450 86A1-like
Molecular function (GO): iron ion binding; heme binding; monooxygenase activity
Source: RefSeq, a predicted model, not a curated record
UUCUCCUUUCCGCAUCCUAUACAAAUAUAUAUAAACACCCUCCUCCUCUUUUCAGUUCCAAUAAACCAUUGAUCUCUCAAAAUAGUCACAAACACAUAUGGAGACCCUUCCUCUUGCCAUCACUCUCGCAGCUGCUCUCUCUGCCUAUGUCCUCUGGUUCUACCUUGUGUUGGCUCGAAGCUUAACAGGUCCCAGCCUGGCCUUUGUGGGAAGCCUCCCUCUUCUUCUCAAGAACCGAAGCCGAGUCCACGACUGGAUCGCCGGUAACCUUCGAGCCACCGGAGGUUCUGCCACCUACCAGACUUGCAUUAUUCCUAUUCCUUUCUUGGCUCACAGACAAGGGUUCUAUACAGUAACUUGUCAUCCCAAGAACAUCGAGCAUAUCCUCAAAACCCGAUUCAGUAACUAUCCCAAAGGACCCAAAUGGCAAACCGCUUUCCAUGAUCUUCUGGGCCAAGGUAUAUUCAAUAGUGACGGAGAGACAUGGCUCAUGCAACGUAAAACGGCAGCUCUAGAGUUCACGACCCGAACCCUAAGGCAAGCCAUGGCUCGCUGGGUGAACCGGACCAUCAAGAACAGGCUAUGGUGUAUUCUAGACAAGGCAACGAAGGAGAAGAUAUCAGUGGACUUACAAGACCUUCUGCUUCGCUUGACCUUCGAUAACAUUUGUGGAUUAACCUUUGGCAAAGAUCCUGAAACUCUCUCUCCAGAAUUACCGGAAAACCCGUUUGCCGUGGCUUUUGAUACUGCCACGGAGGCAACCAUGCGCAGAAUCCUAUACCCGGCUCUCCGAUGGAGGAUACAGAAACUUCUAGAUAUCGGAGAUGAGAGGAGACUGAAAGAGAGCUUACAAAUCGUGGAAAGUUACAUGAACGACGCCGUCUUGGCUCGCAAGGAAGCUCCAUCCGAUGAUCUGCUCUCGAGGUUCAUGAAGAAGCUCGACGCCAAUGGAAACCCCAUUCCGACUCCAGUACUCCAGCGAAUUGCUCUGAAUUUCGUACUCGCCGGAAGGGACACGUCCUCAGUGGCUCUCAGCUGGUUCUUCUGGCUCAUCAUGAACCAUCCUCGCGUAGAAGACAAGAUCAUUGACGAGAUCUCCAAGGUGCUACGGGAGACUCGCGGGGUAGAUCAUCGGAAAUGGACCGAGGAGGCCCUGGACUUCGACGAAGCGGACCGGUUGGUUUAUCUGAAGGCUGCACUGGCUGAGACGCUCCGUCUGUACCCGUCAGUGCCGCAGGACCUAAAGUACGCCAUCGCCGACGACGUGCUGCCUGACGGAACGUUCGUGCCAGCAGGAUCGACGGUGACGUAUUCAAUAUACUCGGUGGGGAGGAUGAAGGAGAUUUGGGGGGACGAUUGCAUGGAGUUCAAACCAGAGAGGUGGCUGUCAGUUGAGGGAGACCGGUUCGAACAGCCCAAGGAUGGGUUUAAGUUCGUUGCCUUUAACGCCGGACCGAGAACCUGCUUAGGAAAAGAUCUGGCUUACCUGCAAAUGAAGUCAGUGGCGGCGGCGGUACUGUUGCGUUACCGGCUAGCUCCAGUUCCCGAUCACCGAGUGGAGCAGAAGAUAUCACUCACUCUGUUCAUGAAGAAUGGGCUCCAUGUGUUCUUGCAUCCACGUAAGCUCCAAGGAGCAGCCUAGGCGCGGGGUAUUUCUCGUUAUUGCCAAGAACGACAUGGAAACAGAAUACAGGGGUAAUAUUGUCAUUUAGUAAUAUACAUUAAUACAUAUGAGGGUGUAUAUGUGAAUUACUGUUCCUAAUUAUUGUUUUUUCAUAAAUUUAUUAAAUUAGUAACGAGUCUGUCGGGACGGGGUGGG